AUGUCGAGCUCCAACUGCAAGAGCCAGAAACUUUUGAAUGCGUUUCGUACCUGUCUGUAUAAAAGUUUUGAUAAACAGGACUACGAGUUUGGCAACAAGGUUUCUGUCAUAGGCUCCGGCGCUGUUGGCAUGGGGUGUGCCAUAUCGUUGCUCGCAAAGGGCGUUACUAAUCACUUGGCUCUCUACGAUAUCAAUGAGAAACUGUGUAAAGCCGAGUCCUUGGACCUGCAGCACGGCUCAUUAUUCCUCAACAAUUGUAACCUGGAGCCAACUUGCAACGUUGAGGCUACCAAAGACUCCAGAGUGGUUAUCGUGGCGUGUGGAGCACGUGUCAAGAAGAAUGAGACUCGUUUGCAAGUGGCCCAAAAGAGUGCGGACAUUAUCAAGAGCGUAAUACCGGAUCUAGUCCAACAGAGCCCCAAGGCGGUGUAUAUUGUUGUGUCCAAUCCAGCGGACGUCAUGACUUGGGUGGCCCACAAAGUAGGUAAAAUACCCUGCGAGCGUUGCAUCAGUACGGGCUGUCAUUUGGAUACAGCACGUUUCCGAUUAUUUAUUGGCAAACUUUUGGGCGUAUCGACAAGCUCAGUACACGGCUAUGUCCUUGGGGAGCAUGGAGGAUCUUCGGUGCCCAUGUGGUCCGCAGUUACUGUGGGUGGGGUGAGACUUCAGAAGUUGAUUCCCACUAUGGGUAUGGGAGAGGAUCCAAUGGAAUGGUCCAAAGUGCACAAGGAUGUAGUAGAUGCCGCAUUCAAGGUGAUCGCAGGAAAGGGUUACACGAAUUGGGCCAUUGGCCUAACCGUUGCCGAUGUGGUGUCUGCCAUAUUUGAGAACAGCAAUCGUGUCUUGUCAUUGUCAACGAAUGCAAAUGGAAUGUGUGGUAUCAAAGAGAAUAUAUUUCUAUCGCUACCAUGCAUUGUAAACAAAUGGGGUCUGUUUGGCAUCGUUCGUCCCCAGCUAUCGGAAUGGGAGACAAAUGCAUUGAAGAAAUCGGCUAAAGAAUUAUUGGACGCUCAAAACGGAAUAAAACUGUAG
Drosophila virilis is the source of this 1032-nucleotide messenger RNA. Lineage: Eukaryota; Metazoa; Arthropoda; Insecta; Diptera; Drosophilidae. The record is from RefSeq and is a predicted model, not a curated record.